UCAAACAGCCACGCAGCGAAAAUUCCUUGGUGUGAAAUUUAUCGUGGCCCGCCAAACGUCAAACCUUGAAUCCCCCCCGACAUCCCCCAAACCAACGCCGCAUCACGACCGAGGUCCAAGUCCCACCGUCACAAUGGCUUCGCGACCUACCGUCUCCAUCAUCGGCAAAGAUGGUGCUGCCACUGGCAACACCCACCCCAUGCCCGCUGUCUUCAGCAGCCCCAUCCGCCCGGACAUUGUCCAGGAGGUGCACAAGGGCAUGGCCAAGAACAAGCGUCAGCCUUACGCCGUGAGCGAGAAGGCUGGUCACCAGACCUCUGCCGAGUCCUGGGGAACUGGACGUGCCGUCGCCCGUAUCCCCCGUGUCUCUGGUGGUGGUACUCACCGUGCCGGUCAGGCCGCCUUUGGUAACAUGUGCCGUUCCGGUCGCAUGUUCGCUCCCACCAAGAUCUGGCGCAAGUGGCACGUCAAGGUCAACCAGGGCCAGAAGCGCUACGCCACCUGCUCUGCCCUCGCCGCCUCGGCCGCCGCACCUCUGCUGAUGGCCCGCGGCCACCAGGUCAUGACCGUCGCCGAGGUCCCCCUCGUCAUCGACUCUGGCAUCUUCGAGGCCGGCUCCGUCCUCAAGACCGCUGGCUCCGUCGCCAUCCUCAAGGCUGUCGGUGCUGGCCCCGACAUUGACAAGGUCAAGGGCUCCAAGAAGCUGCGCGCCGGCAAGGGCAAGCUCCGUGGCCGCCGCCACCGCCAGCGCCGCGGUCCCCUCGUCGUCUACGACCCCGCCGUCGACGGCAAGGAGCUCGUCAAGGGCUUCCGCAACAUCCCCGGCGUCGAGUCCUGCCCCGUCACCGCCCUCAACCUGCUUCAGCUCGCCCCCGGCGGUCACCUCGGCCGCUUCGUCGUCUGGACCUCGGCCGCCUUCAAGGCCCUCGACGAGAUCUACGGCUCCACCACCGAGCCCUCGGCCCACAAGCGCGACUUCCUCCUCCCCAGCAACGUCGUCUCCCAGGCCGACCUCACCCGUCUCAUCAACUCCUCCGAGAUCCAGUCCUCCCUCAACGCCCCCAAGGGCGAUGCUCUCACUCGCCGCUCGGCUGUGCAGAAGAAGAACCCGCUCAUCAACAAGCAGGUUAUGCUUCGCCUGAACCCCUACGCGUCCCAGUACGCCAAGGAGGCUCAGAAGAGCACCAAGGAGUAAGGGUACCCUCGGGUUCGAGAGUGCUCUUGCGAUGGGAGGGUCUGCCUGGUGGGUGUGCAACAGGUGGACGAUUUGUCUUUUCUGGAAGGGUUUAGCAUGGAUGAACUAUGGAGGCGUCAAUGGCUUCUGCAGGAUUGGUCUCACAAAAAGAAGAGUCAAUUUAUGACAAUUUCAUUUGUCUUCAUUAUGAUCAACAUGUCUUGCCCCGUCCAAGUGAUUGACUGUACUGUGCAUCACCCAUGUUCACUGGUAGGCUGUUGCAUGAGAAAACUUGGGUAUCAUAUAUGGUAUGUAGUCUCAGGCAUCACAUAAAGCAACAUAUCUCUCUGUCUCUA
Molecule: messenger RNA, 1530 nt
Organism: Emericellopsis atlantica
Lineage: Eukaryota; Fungi; Ascomycota; Sordariomycetes; Hypocreales; Bionectriaceae
Product: 60S ribosomal protein L4
Exons: 3
Coding region: 134-1195 (353 amino acids)
Biological process (GO): translation
Cellular component (GO): ribosome; cytosolic large ribosomal subunit
Molecular function (GO): RNA binding; structural constituent of ribosome
Source: RefSeq, a predicted model, not a curated record